UGCUUAACUUGGCCUUUUAUGUUUUCUCUCUUUCUGUCAUGACUAGGAACUAUGCGGUUUCGUGUGAUCAUUGCACCAGAUGACAUAAGAAGACUCCACAUCGAAAGCCUUCCGGACACGCUUGAUGCAUUCAUCGAUAUACUGAAGAGAGAACUAAGUUUGGAUGGAACGCUGAUAGUGCAAUUUGAAGACCCAAGCUUCGGCAAUGAAUUAUGUAAUCUGACAAGCAUGUCUGACCUGACAGGAGACACGACUACAUUGAAGGUUUUCCAGAAGCAUAUCCAAGAGUCUUCAAAUGUCCAGGACACCUCCAAUGAUGAUCAGCUUUCUGAUUCCACACUCGACACUGCUAGCUUGCCAUCAACCUCCUCUGGAGAAUCAACUCCCAAACGCAGUGGAUAUCUACCAGACCCUUUCAUCAUUCCAAAGUUCCCAACAGACAUGGAGUUGAGACUACAGCGUGGCAAUGAGGCAUAUUUCAGAGAUGGCUCUCUUUUGGAAGUGUCUAAAUCUAUGUCCAGUGCCAUCCUCGAUACAUUGGCAGAGGCGCUGUUUGAAAUAAAGACCCACCCUAGCCCUGGAGAUUGUGCCAUUGUUGCCAAAGCUUUGGUGGAAAAAUUUCCUUGCCUAAAAGAACCUGGCUCAACAUGUGGGUGGUAUGCCUGGAAAUACAGCAUAUCCUUCAAAAUGGGGAAUUUCAGGCAGCAGUUACGCAUUGCUGGGUCAGUGGAACUUUCUGUGCACAAACGGUCAGCCUCCGGGGAUUCCAAGAGACCACAGAAAGCCAUGAGGUCCGAGGUGAAUUUUCUGCCAGAACACCCUCAGAAUAGAACCAUGGAAAUGCUUGAACAAGACCGAAACGAUUUACAGAGUGAAAUGAAGAAAAAGAAUGUGGACUGGAAGAAAGUCGAUGCCCUUAUGGACAGCACCUUUUCACUGAGGAGGAAGGAGGUCAUCAGAGAGGAGCCUUUGGUCAAAGAUCUCAAAACCAGAUGGCCAGCGUUGUUCACUGAGCGGCAGAUUGAAGCAGAAUUCAGACGGAUUGUCUCCAAGAACCUGAAGCAGUCAUUUUUUGAUGGCCUGGAUGAGUUGGUCCCAAGAUUUCUGCGUGUUUACAGACAGAGGCAGACAGUGAAGGAACUUCCGGCUAUCCUCGCCUCUCUUGAUGAUGAUAACUCAAAUCAACAGAAGAGAGCCGUUGUUCUCCUUGCCCUGCCCUAUUUUAUGAAGGAGGACCCUUCCAAUUUCUUCAAAAUCUGUAAGCCAAAUGAGGAGAGUGAAGCGGUCAAGGGAAUGGACGUGGGAAUCCUCAUCCUUACAGAGAAUGAACAGCGCCCUCUCCCCAAGGAGGUGAUCGAUGUCGCACUUGCACUGGAGGAGGAUGUCGUUCUCCGAAACCUCAAAGAUGUGCCUCACGCGUUUUCAUUGCUGAUGGGUCUGCUUUAUGGUCUCAACAUCCACUACCCAAAAGGACUCAGGUACAUGUUUGAGGUCAUACAGAAGGUGAUAAUGAAGAUUGGUGCAGAGUCUUGCUCCGCAAGAGUUAAUAGUGUCCGGAACAGGCUCAUGUCCACACGCAUGUGAUCGGACACGCAUCUUUAAGUGAUAUGCCUCACGCGUUUUCAUUGCUGAUGGGACUGCUUUAUGGUCUCAACAUCCACUACCCAAAAGGACUCGGGUACAUGUUCGAGAUCAUACAGAAGGUGAUAAUGAAGAUUGGCGAUGAGUCUUGGUCCGCAAGAGUUAAUGGUGUCCGGAACAGGCUCAUGUCCACACACAUGUGAUCGGACGCGCGUCUUUAAGUGGAGUUGUAUGACGUUUUCUCUCUUUAAAUGGUUUAGUUUUUUAUACUUCGAGUUUGAAAGGUGAGGGUAGCAAGUCUGUUCAAAUGACUGGACUAUGUUUUUUUUUUUCUGGCCCUUGUAGACGUGUAUUUU
Molecule: messenger RNA, 1937 nt
Organism: Engraulis encrasicolus (European anchovy)
Lineage: Eukaryota; Metazoa; Chordata; Actinopteri; Clupeiformes; Engraulidae
Exons: 4
Coding region: 52-1584 (510 amino acids)
Source: RefSeq, a predicted model, not a curated record